CAUCUACCGGCGUCUGGUGGCGCGGCGCGGCCAGAUCCUGCGCAGCCUCGCUCCCUGUCGGUACGGCCGUAAAACGCGUCUCUCUGCAAACUAGUACCACUACGCGCGCGUGUGUGUGUGAUUUUUAUUUUUCGUGUUUCUCCGCCUGCAGACGCAUCAGCUGGCUGGCCGCUGGCCAAUUGCCUCCUCAACAUGAGCCCCUCCGCUGUCUUCUGGGACGCCCACAGCCCGGACUCAAGUCCUGCCAUGUACUCGCCGGCGAGUGUGUACCCAAGCCACCCCAACGAGUGGAGCAAGGAGUAUGUGUCGCAGUGGCUGCAGCGCCUGCUGGGACCCAGCAGGACCGUCGGGGAGGUCCAGCGCAUCAUCCGGCAGCUGGGGCAGCCGUGCGGGAGGGCGCUCCUAACCCUGGGCAUCAAGGAGAUCACGCAGCGGGUCGUGGACGCCGAGGUCGGCUGUCUCAUCCACGACGCGCUCCACGAGGAGCUCGGCUCGUUCCUCGGCUCGGGCAACCUGGGCCAGGACUUCCUCGACCUGGACAAUGCCGAUUCCAACCAGCGGGUCCCUAAAGCCGAAUGGCUCUCCUUGCAAAGCAGCGACGAACUUUACAGCAGCAACUUUGCAGCGCUGUCGCCUCCAGCGGAACCCCGCAUCCCACACCUCUACCCUGACUUCGGCGAACUAUGUGGCAUCCCGACUCCGCCGGGCUCGGACGCCGGCAACCAGGAGGUCCCGGAGUGUCCCAUCCCGGACGUCGCCGCGUCCCCGGGCCUCGCGGCGGUCGCACCCCUACCGGCCAGCCCCGAGCGACGUCGCGGCGGCCGCCCCAAGAGGCACCUCGGCGUGGCACCGCCGGCCAGGGUGCGGCGUCGCAGCGGCUCCGGGGACGGGCAGCCGGGCAAGCGCCUGUGGCAGUUCAUCCUGGGCCUGCUGAGGAACCCCAACCACAAGUCCAUCAUUCGCUGGGAGGACGAGGAGGACGGCGUCUUCUCUUUCGUGGACGGCUCGAAGGUGGCCGAGCUUUGGGGACGGGAGAAGGUCCGCGAGAAAGACAUGGACUACGAGAAGAUGACCAGAACCAUGAGAACCUACAAAAACGGCGCUUUCAUCCGACACCCCCGUCGUUUGUUUUACAAGUUCGGGCCCAAGGCCAACUGGCGAGAAACAAAGGCACCCAGCGUUGAUGUUCGCUCUACCGCUUAAACGGAACAAAAGAGUUAGCAAAACUAGCUAAAUUCGUUUGCUAGUAUGGCCUUGGAUCACAAUAUUAGCUUGCUGAGGUAAUUCUUAGCCAAGAGAGCUAACAUAUUAGCUAUCAUAGCUGGUAGCUUCAUUUUAUAGACACCAAUUAUGGCUAAUUUUUUUAGCUCUCCUAGCUAAUAUUCUUAUCCAAGGCCAUAUUGGCGAAUCCAUAAGCUAAUUGAGCGAAUUAUUAUUAUUAUUUUGCGGCGUGCCUAGCGGUGCACACUGACCGGGUUGUACCCCGACGUGCGGGACUUCGACUGAUCAAUUUGUUCAUAUCUGUAGCACAGACUUUGUAUAUUUUGUUUUUUAUUCUAUGUAUUCCUACUUUCAUCUUAAGAUUUUUUUAUUUUUUUAAAUUUUAGUGCGAUGCCAAAACAAGUGAAUUUGAUGAAACAUGUUGAUGUACGCUGAAGUCAUGUUACAAUAUCUCCUCCCAGUAUUCUUAGUAUAACCUAUUGCAAGUCUCAAAUACUUGCUUUAUUUACUAUGCUAACUGUAUUUUUGUAUUUUUCUUUAUGAAACUUGUUGUGCAAUGUCUAAAUGUACUACGUGCUAAUAUGGUGAAUUUAGUCUCCGUCAGGCGAGUCGCCUCACGAGACUAAAUCAACCAAAAGGUUCGUGUUUGUAACUAGUUUUAAAGUCGGGUUAAAAGUGCGUGAAUUUCGUGUACCUGUAUAUAAUUCCGUGAUUAGGAAGAUUUCUCAAAAUCAGGGGCGAGAUCUGAGGAGUUGUCGGAUUAAAUCGCCCCCUAGGUUAGGUAGGCAAUUUGUCGUACAAUUAUUCACUCCAUUAAUUUGCCCACAUUUUUUCUAAAACAAAUGAAAUUUUAAUGAAAGUCGAAGGUGCAAUCUGAAGUUCUAUAACUUGAAUUUCGUGCGCAUGACCGGCAUAGGUGAGCGGGCGUUUCACUGGAAAAGCAAAGGUGUUAACUCCUACCUUUAAAAGGCACUAAGGGUUUAGUGCCUUUACAAACGCACUAAAACUGCCAAAGGAACUACUUGACACCUCUUGGGCAAUUUAGUACCCUGUUUAGUGUCUUUGUGAGGCACUAAACUGAAAAUGUGUUGAGUGCCCCAAGAAAGGCACUACGUAGCACCUUUGUUUUGCCAGUGAUGUCACGUGUCAUGCGUGAGACUUAGUUAAUCUUGAUUUAAAAAUAAAUAAAUAAUAAUAAAUAAACAUCCGAUGAAACGAGUAACGAAGUAACGGCGUUCGAAACGAUAACGCGUUACAUUUGUUUGUGUAAGGCAAUAACGGUAACGGUUACCGAGACAGGGUGACGAGUAACGUGCAACAUUUUAAAAGUAACGUUAACAACCCUGCCUCCGACCCUAGUGUGAGAAAUAGAAACGUUGGUUAAACUGAGAAUCGACGUCCAAAUAUCGAAAAGAUGUGGAUUCUGGUGACAAAAUGAAAUUUAUUCGACGAUUUCGACUUCGAAUCGACGUUGAAGAAAAUUCAUUUCUCACUCGGGACGCCCUAGCUGAUUGAUGGUAAUUUUCUUUGCAGCCCCUAAACCAACACCUUCCUAGACUGUUCAUGACCGCCGAAUCGACUCUGCUGACAUGUAGUUAUUUUUAACGUUCUAAUUAUAGGAUUUGUAAUUGUAAUAAAUCGACUGGUUUUAUAAUUUUUAUUACCUAGCAAAUAUACACAUAAAUGUGAAUGCA
Molecule: messenger RNA, 2915 nt
Organism: Frankliniella occidentalis (western flower thrips)
Lineage: Eukaryota; Metazoa; Arthropoda; Insecta; Thysanoptera; Thripidae
Product: ETS homologous factor-like
Exons: 6
Coding region: 193-1203 (336 amino acids)
Biological process (GO): regulation of transcription by RNA polymerase II; cell differentiation
Cellular component (GO): nucleus
Molecular function (GO): sequence-specific DNA binding; DNA-binding transcription factor activity, RNA polymerase II-specific
Source: RefSeq, a predicted model, not a curated record